Saccostrea cuccullata (small rock oyster) is the source of this 755-nucleotide messenger RNA. RefSeq names its product cysteine-rich motor neuron 1 protein-like. Gene Ontology annotation, cellular component: extracellular region. The transcript has 2 exons. NCBI's taxonomy places the organism in Eukaryota, Metazoa, Mollusca, Bivalvia, Ostreida, Ostreidae. Gene Ontology annotation, molecular function: insulin-like growth factor binding. The annotation marks the transcript as partial. Gene Ontology annotation, biological process: regulation of signal transduction; regulation of cell growth. The record is from RefSeq and is a predicted model, not a curated record.
UCAACACAAGCAGACGGUAUUAGAUGGACUCGAAUUCAGUUUGAGAUGACAGAAUGUCCAUUUUACUUUAUAACCUGGAUCGUUUAUUUUAUGUGUUGUCGACCGGAUAGAGAAAUUAAAAAGAGAUUUUUCUAAUUCAAAAAUUUCUAAAUGAAGAGUCGGGAUGCGCUCUUCUCCGCUAAGGGGUACUGGUGACUGUCGUCUGCUUUGGGAUGGAAUUGUUAAAAGUGUGUUGGCGCUGUGUCUCAUGUGCACAAGUUAUGCAGGCGUCGGUGCAUUAAAGUGUACUCCAUGUAACCCCAGCAUGUGCCCUGACCCCCCAAAAAAUUGUCCCCGGGGAACGAUUCUAGAUGUAUGCGGGUGUUGUCAAGUGUGUGGCAAGAACGUCAACGAGACAUGUGGAGGACCGUUUGAAAUUGUAGGCAAGUGUGGGGACGGGCUAGAGUGUGCCCUGACUUCUGAAGUCGGGGGCUCGAUAACAGGCAGCGAAAAAGGGAUCUGUCGAGAAAUCAUUUCUAAGAAAUGUGAGAAAGUAAAAUGUGCAGACAUUGCAAUAAAGAGAAAGUGUCCAAUGGAUUCAACUCUUGUUCAGGUCGAGCAUGUAAACAGUUGUUGUAAAGGUAGCUACCAAUGUGUGUGCAACAUGAACUUCUGCAAGAAGACACGUUGUGCUCCAGGAUUUGAGAGUGUGCUUCAUCACUCUGCUGAGGGUCAUCCAGGGUUGUGCUGUGACCAAUAUGUUUGCCAACUAUCAG